AUGGCUUUCGCUAAUAUUAGACGUGUAAAUCACUGCCGUUUGCAUCGCCUCGAUACUACAGAAGAAUAUAGCUGCGAUGACUUAACCAUCGGAACAUACUUUAAUGUGCAACAUGUAAGUCGGUUUCUUUUACGACCAACCACAUGUAAACGCUUUGCAUUUCCAUGGUUGUUUUUGAAGCACAUUUCGUUUUCAACAAAUUUGUACUUUUCUUCAGAGUACGGACUUGGAAAGAAAUUCCCAGACAAUGAGGGUGAUACAUUUUGCUGAUGUCAAUGUAAACAUUUCUGGCCGAAUGCAUAUUGGCAGUGCAUCUCAGAGCUGCGUAAUCGACAGGCUGCUUUUCACUAUUGAGACAGAACAAAACAUUGCAGAUAUCUACUUACCCUUGGUCUAUAUUCCAGUGGACUUACUGAGAAAAACGUUUAAAAUGAACCUUGAAUACUUGCAGGAAAUAAUGCGGACGGUCUGCUAG
Spirometra erinaceieuropaei is the source of this 475-nucleotide messenger RNA. The record is from the annotation of a GenBank genome assembly. Lineage: Eukaryota; Metazoa; Platyhelminthes; Cestoda; Diphyllobothriidea; Diphyllobothriidae.